Eimeria necatrix is the source of this 738-nucleotide messenger RNA. RefSeq lists its product as hypothetical. Gene Ontology annotation, cellular component: cytoplasm. The transcript has 4 exons. The annotation marks the transcript as partial. Gene Ontology annotation, molecular function: ATP hydrolysis activity; ATP binding. Lineage: Eukaryota; Apicomplexa; Conoidasida; Eucoccidiorida; Eimeriidae. The record is from RefSeq and is a predicted model, not a curated record. Gene Ontology annotation, biological process: cellular response to heat.
AUGCUGGACGAGGGUCACUUGUCGGACUCGAAGGGAAACCGAGUGGACUUCACGAAUUGUUUGAUUAUUUUGACUUCCAACAUUGGCCAGCAGUACAUUUUGGACAGUUACAAAGAAGUGCGGGCGCUGACGGCGGUCAACGAGAAGGACAAGGCCAGCAGCAACGGCAGCAGCAGCAGCAGCGGCGAAGAGCCCGGGAAGUCUUCUUUCAAAGGAACUGGCAAAUCUCCCAAAGACAUUCUCCGCAGAAUGCGCCAGAAGGUGUUGAAGGAGGUCUUCGGCUACUUCAAGCCCCAGGUCAUCGGCAGGAUGAGCGAGAUCAUCAUCUUCGAGCCUCUGGGGGAAACCGCCAUGAAGGGGGUUUUGAACUUGAAACUUUCCGCGCUGCGGAACAGCUUAGCAGCAAAAGGAAUUGACUUCAAAGUGGCGGACUCCGCGCUGGGCUACAUCUUGGAAAGGGCCUGGUCGCACAAGUUCGGGGGGCGCAGGAUGGCCAAGUACCUCGAGAAGUACAUAAAGCCGCGAGUGGCGCCGCUGCUGAUCUCCGGCAAACUCAAGUCGGGAGACAGAGCCGUCUUGGCGCGUUCCAACACAAACCCGAAUCAGCUGAACUUGAUUGUCUGCGAGCUGAACGAAGAAGGCGUUUGCAAGCCCGGAACGAAGUACGGCACGAAGCUGGUCACGCAGGAAGUGAAGCCGCAGGACGGAAACGAAGACGAAGAAGACGCAAUGGACUAA